UACGUCGUGUGUGAUGGGUGAAGGGUGAGGAGGGAUGAGCCAUAAGGCCAUCACUUUCCAGGAGACAGCUGGUCUUGCGUCUCCAAACCACGCGAGGGGCUGUGGCAGCACAGCUGGGAAAACCCGCCCGGCCCAGGUUUGCGGGAGAGUUGGGUAUGUUUAGUUUCCAGAGGACAUUUGUGUUUUUUUGAACUCUUCUCUCUCUCUCUCUUCCGAAAUCUGGCAGGCGUUAGUCAUCCGCCGCUCAGCACGAACCCACAAGUGUGCUUGUGUGGCUCUGUGGGCUUCCUCCCGGCGCCCCGCCCUCGGGCUCACACUGCCUCACGCGAGCGAGCAGAGCGGUCUGCGCACCCUGGCCUGGGGUGUCCUGGGGUCCCCCGAGCGCUCAGCAUCCCCCGCCUGCAGAGGAUCGCCCCGUGGCUCCGGGCGGGUGUCUGGCGCCUGGAAGAAAGUUGUAAAGCGCCGCGAGGAGUUGGGCGGUCCGAGGAAGGGAGGCGGAAGGGGAGGACUCGGCUGAGUUCCCGCGGCGAUCGUGGGGUCCCCCGGAGUCUGUCCCCAGCUCACCACCGCAGCUAGACGUCAGCUUUCCGGCCCCGGAUUGGCGCUAAAGACUAGACCCGAGCCCGGGAGGAACUUAUCCAGCGAGCUGUCGCCUCGGGCCUUAUUGUCUGCAGCAGCUCUCCCGAAUCCGGAGGGGGAGGACUGGACCGCGCUCCCACUGGGAUUUGUCCAGAGUUCCGGCGGCAGCUGUGCCGGCCGCAGAGACUCCCUUUGUCCUUCCAGGACCUCCCUCUCUCCCUUCUCGGUGGCCGCUGUCGGGUGGCGCUGAGCCUGGAGUUAGCGUCCCAGUCCCUUUCAGCCUCUGACCCCAGAGUGAGUCCUUGGUGACUCCGCCUCUUCGCAUCUCAGCUCUGCGGACCCGAGAGCCCAGAGGCCGGAGACAGGAGCCCAAGGGGCUGUGAGCCAGUGGGAGCUGCCGGGCCCCGGCCCCAGGAUGGUGACGGGUCGGUCCCGGGCGCGCAGCCCUGGGAGCUGGCUGUUCCCUGGCCUGUGGCUGCUGGCUGUGGGCGGUCCGGGGUCGUUGCUGCACGCCCAGGAGCAGCCCUCUUGCAAAAAAGCCUUCGAUCUGUACUUCGUCCUGGACAAGUCCGGGAGUGUUGCGAAUAACUGGAUUGAGAUUUAUAAUUUUGUCCAGCAGCUUACAGAAAGGUUUGUGAGCCCUGAAAUGAGAUUGUCCUUCAUUGUGUUUUCUUCUCAAGCAACCAUUAUUUUGCCAUUAACUGGAGACAGAUACAAGAUUAGGAAAGGACUGGAGGAUUUAAAAGCUGUUAAGCCAGUUGGAGAGACAUAUAUCCAUGAAGGACUGAAGCUUGCAAAUGAACAAAUUCAAAAUGCAGGAGGCUUGAAAACCUCCAGUAUCAUAAUUGCCUUGACAGACGGCAAGCUGGAUGGCUUGGUACCAUCGUAUGCAGAGAACGAGGCAAAGAAAUCCAGGUCACUUGGCGCUAGUGUUUAUUGUGUUGGGGUCCUUGAUUUUGAGCAAGCUCAGCUGGAAAGAAUUGCUGACUCCAAGGACCAAGUUUUCCCUGUUAAAGGUGGAUUUCAAGCUCUUAAAGGGAUCAUCAAUUCUAUACUAGCUCAAUCAUGUACUGAAAUCCUGGAAUUGAGUCCUUCAAGUGUCUGUGUUGGGGAGGAGUUUCAAGUUGUUCUAAGUGGGAGAGCAGUCACAUCCAGCAGUCAUGACGGCAAUGUCCUCUGCACGUUCACCGUGAACAGCACCUACUCGAAGAGUGAAAAACCAGUACUUGUUCAGUACAAUUCCAUACUUUGUCCCGCACCUGUCCUGCACAAGGCUGGAGAAACUCUUGAAGUUUCCAUCAGCUUUAAUGAUGGGAAGUCUGCCAUCUCAAGAUCCUUAACAGUCACAGCUACGGAAUGUUCUAAUGGGAUCGCAGCCAUCAUAGUGAUUUUGGUGUUGUUGCUGCUCUUGGGUAUCGCCUUGAUGUGGUGGUUUUGGCCCCUUUGCUGUAAAGUGGUUAUCAAGGAUCCUCCCCCACCACCUUCUGCACCAAAGGAGGAAGAGGAAGAAGAGCCUUUGCCCAACAAGAAAUGGCCGACUGUGGACGCUUCCUAUUAUGGUGGUCGAGGAGUUGGAGGCAUUAAAAGAAUGGAGGUCCGCUGGGGUGAUAAAGGAUCCACCGAGGAAGGUGCAAGGUUAGAGAAGGCGAAAAAUGCCGUGGUGAUGAUCCCCGAAGAAGAGAUACCCGUCCCACCAAGACCGCCUCGGCCCAAAUCCACACACCAGGCCCCUCAGACAAAAUGGUACACGCCAAUUAAGGGUCGUCUGGAUGCACUCUGGGCUUUGAUCAUGAAGCAAUAUGACCGAGUGUCCUUGAUGAGACCCCAGGAAGGAGAUGAGGUACAGAGUGCCAAGGCAUUUGCUCCUCUGUGCUCAUCAACUUGAUGUGAAAAGUGUAUUUGCA
Messenger RNA from Microtus ochrogaster (prairie vole), 2483 nucleotides. RefSeq names its product ANTXR cell adhesion molecule 2 (gene Antxr2). Gene Ontology annotation, molecular function: transmembrane signaling receptor activity. The record is from RefSeq and is a predicted model, not a curated record. The transcript is spliced from 17 exons. Gene Ontology annotation, cellular component: cell surface; plasma membrane. Bases 995 to 2464 code for a protein of 489 amino acids. NCBI's taxonomy places the organism in Eukaryota, Metazoa, Chordata, Mammalia, Rodentia, Cricetidae.